Messenger RNA from Saprolegnia diclina VS20, 2213 nucleotides. RefSeq lists its product as hypothetical. The transcript has a single exon. NCBI's taxonomy places the organism in Eukaryota, Oomycota, Saprolegniomycetes, Saprolegniales, Saprolegniaceae. Bases 40 to 2190 code for a protein of 716 amino acids. The record is from RefSeq and is a predicted model, not a curated record.
CCCUCGUGUGGCCGGCGUCGAGUGCCAGUGCUGAGGACCAUGAUGCAUCAUCCGCUAAGCGGGCUGCUAUUGCUUCUGCUAGCUUUGGCGACCGACGCCAAGUGGACAGCGACCGAGAAGGACGUGUUCUACAUUGGCAACGACAUCAAAAUCAUGCACCAAGCGUCGCGGCAGGCGUGCAAGCGCGACUGCGUCACCGUCGUCGGCUGCGUUCUGUAUGUAUGGGAGCCGCGCGACGGUGGCAUAUGCUUCCUCAAGAGCAACAAGGGCGUGCAAGUGCCGCUGCCAGGUGCACGCGCCGCUGCGCUCAUCCGCCAGCCGCCGGAUUUCAAGGAUUUGGUCCCACGCGGGCGGCUCGACCACCGCGCGAUUGAGUUUGGCAUUGACGGCGAUGCACCGCUGCCGCGCGUGCCGUAUCACUACGUGGUCGGUGCGCAGUGGAAUGUCUUCUUCCCGCGCGCACUCUACACGGCUGUCUUGAGCACCAGCGAGCGCGUCUUUGAUCCCAUGUUUAUGCUGUCGCCCGACAUUGGGAUCCCGUCGCCGUACGCGGCCGUCGAGUCGAUUGGCGAGUGCGCGCGCAUUGCUGCAUCCCAGGACUUUGCCUUCUUCACGUACCUUCCGUCGCCGCAGCUGUGCGUGCCGGCGGCCUUUCCCAACACCAACCCGAAUGGCGACCGCGCCGCCGUCUUGCGGCACCCCAUGGCCGGUGCCCACGUCACGAUGAGAUACCCGAAAGAAGUGCCGUCGUCGUUCACACACGCGGCGCCGAACGCUACGAGUGCCGAGGCGUGCCUCGCGGCGUGCGAAGCCGCAACGUCGACCUGCGUUGGGUAUCACUUCAUGAAGGGGUCGUGUGCGCUGGUGGCGCCGCGGCCCGCGCGGUCCGACGUCGUUGCUGGCUGGGUGCACCAAGACGUUGCGCACGAAGAAGACGUGAUGAUCCGCAUGGCGUACAUGCCGGGGUUUGCGCUCACGGGGUACGUCGAGCGAGAGGGCCCGAAGAAGCCGUCGCGCUACGACUGCGGCGAGUGGGUCGAGAUCACGCAGCACACGUUCUUCCACUACGACGAGGCGACGGGCGCCUGCGCGUACUUUGACCCAGCGCCGUCGUCGACCAACAAGACGAUCCAGCUCCAGUAUACGCGCAACGAGCUGUUGCAGCUGCCGGGGCACCUCCCCACGACCCCGGUUCUGGCGACGCUCUCAGCGCCAACGGCAUCGGCCUGCGACGCGCUGUGCCUCCCGGCCAAGGACAAUUGCUUCGCGACCGUCUUUGACGCGGUGACGCGCGAGUGCGUCUUGCACACGCCGACGCCAGACCCGGCGCGCACGCUUGCGUGGCUCGCACCGCGACGGCUCCUCGACAAUCUGCAGACAGUCACGGAAGCGCAUUUUUUCGUCACGGCGCACCAAGACGACCACGAGCUCUUCAUGGCCGAGACCGUGCUGCAGCGUCUCAACGCGACAACCUCGAAAGCCGUCUUUGUCUACGUGACGGCGGGCGACGCCAACGAGACCAACGGCUGGUGGGAAGCGCGUGAGACGGGCACCUUGGCCGCGUCCAAAGCGUGGGUCGAGGCGCUCGGGCUCUUCAACUCGCGCGUUCGCAUCGAAACCAUCUUUCUCGCGCAGCACAGCGUGCACAAGGCGACGAUCGGCAACGCAGUGCACUACUUUUUACGGCUCACCGAGGCCGCGGUCGAAGCCUUCAUGUUGCGCAAGGAGCUCGCAGUGCCGCCCGUCGACCGGCCGAGCGAGCGCUAUCACCGUCUCGACGACAUCAAGGAGGUUCUGCACGCCAUCAUGUACCGCGAAAGCAACCGGAUCCCGACCGUGACGUUGGCGACGCACGAAUUCAAAGGGUUUGCAGGCGAGGAUGUUGGUGUCGACCACGAGCUGCACAGAUACACGGGCAGAACACUCGAGGACAUUGUCGCAUUGUCACCGCAGCUUAGCAACUGCGUCUCUCGGACCUUUUACUACGGCUACCAGCGCUGGUUGCACCCGAAAAACAUGUCGCCAGUCGCCACGCGCCUCCAGCGUCACGCGUGGGCGAGCGCGAGCAGCGCCAUCUUGAGUGACCACAAGUGGCACCACCCCGUGUGGCUCACGCACGCCCAGCACCUCGGUCGACAGUAUAUUUCCCGCACCGUUUCCGUCGAUGGCAAGUGCACUAUCGACUUUUGAAUGAAAAUUGUACAAUGUGCCUG